CAACCCUGGAUUUGCCAUUUAUUUCGACGCGACGCGAGUGAAGAAAAACAAUCAAAUUUGUUUGGUAUACCGUGCAAAAUCAGGCCCAAUAAACAGUGAGUUACAUUAAAAGGACUAACGACGAACCGGGUGCCACCAAAUGAGCAAUCCGUGAACAAUGGCUUUGCACAAGCGGAAAAAUUCGCACUCGGAUCCCAUUUCGGGCGCUGAGGUAGACUACAAGUUUUCAUGCCGUUGUUGUUUGAAGACCAAUGUGGAGUACCUUAAACUAGACUCGACGACAGUGGCGCGCAGUCUGGAUCCGGCGGACACAUCGGAAAAGAUUCCGCUACUUCGCUGCCUGCUCUUCUGCAUGAGCGCUGAGAAUGUGCCGGAGCUCCCACAACACAUAUGUAUCGAGUGCAGCAAGAGUCUGCAAGUAGCCUACUACUUUCUUAAGAAUGCAUUGCGUGCUCACGAGAUUCUGUGCCGGAAACUGUGUCCCAAAGCAUCAAAGAGGCCAAACGGGGCUAUGGCCCUGCAGCCGGAAAAAAAAUUAGAGAAGUCAUUUUUUAACGAGUUGGAUUCGGAGAGAACAAAGUCUUUGAAAACGAUGCGUCAUGAGUGCCAAGUCUGCGGAGUGGUGGUCUACAAUCGUCUUGAGCUCAAACAACAUAUUCGCCAGCAUGCAGAGGGCAUUUCGUACAACUGUAAGUUGUGCAACUUCACCACACUAAAACAGCGUGUACUGGUAAAUCACUAUGAGGCAAACCACGGCAUGUCCACUAGCCAGGCGGAGGAUCACAUUAAAUCGAAGAAUUUACCAGUGCAAAGGGAGGAAGAAGUAAAGGCGGUGUGUACGCUGGAAGAUAUGGAGCUGCUAAUACCCACUGUACUGAGGCCAGAGGACUACGCUCAGCCGCAACCGCAGAUUGAUCCCGACCAGUUGCGCGACAUUGAGCACCAGCUGGCCGUUAGCAUGGGCGAAACGGUACCUGGAGUAGACUCCCUUACAUCCACAUUACCACCCAUGGACACACCCAAUGUGAGCAUCGGUACCGAGUAUCUUGUUCUUCCCGAUGGGUCGCUGCAGCAGGUCAACGGCAGCGGCGUGGUCAUAGAAUAUAUCGACGAUAGCAAGAACAAUACCCCCAAUAUAAGCCUACAAAAUCUCCUGGCUAGCGAUGACCAAGGCGAACAGAUGGAUAUUGAUGUCAACAACUUUAUCGUAGAGGAGGUGCCUCAGAUCAGAGCUAAGACAAGGGCUGUAGCUAGCGGAUCACCCAUUUACAAGCAUAAGUGUAAAAUGUGUCCAAAAACAUUUUCCAACGUUUCGCGCCUAAAAUCUCACCAGUUGACCCACAGCAAUCUGCCCAAGUUUCACUGCGACCAGUGCUCUUUUUAUUCACUACGCAGCUCCGAUCUCAUACAGCACUACAAAUUGGCCCACCAUAGAUCUGAUGAGAACGGAAAAAUCGGAGAUAGGGACUCGGCGGAUAAUUCACGAGUCUACUCAUGCGACAUGUGUCUCUAUGAGACGCGCAACGUCAAUCAGUUGCGAGCGCACUACAAGAUUCGGCACGCGGUUCAUCCCACAGAGGUGCAGUUGCGUCCCAGUUGGACAUCUGAGUUGGAAAGCACUGUCGAAGCGGUAACAGCUGGAGUUACUUCCAAGGAGCUGCCUUCGUCCACUAAAUCAGAUCAUACCAACAUCCCAGUGGGCAUCAAAUAUCCGCCAGUUGUUGUGGAAACAAAGGUUCCAGUGCAACAGGAAACUCCGAUGGCCACCACAUCAACGACCAUUACCGAAACGGGUGACAUUAACGUAGUGGUGGAUGCAACACCGCUCUUUUAUGCAGCAACCUCCACGGCAGUAACGGACCCGGUUCCAGUGACAACGAUGCCGGAAUCUACUGUAGAACCAAUAAAGAAUGAUUUUGAUAUCUUUCCCGAAAUCACAGAAGGCACUUUGCCAGUAAAUGAAGCCGUACAGGAAGUUCCAGUCAAUACCUCAAACAUAUCGAUCUUUGGCGACAUGCAGGACUUUAUUGACAACACUGAUGUGGCUGCCAUAUGCACGAUUCCCGCCGAUGAUAUGCCUGUUGUAGAUGGUGAUGACAUAGUGAUUGAUAAUAAUAAUAUCAGUUUGGACUUUGAUGCCGAGAAUUUAUUUGAGGAGUUUGAAGAGGAAGAAGAUGCGGUGGGAGAAGAGGAGGAGGAAUUAGAAGACGCCGAAAAUGAUGAUGAGAAUGAUAACAAUGAUGCUGCCGCAGAUCAGAAUCUGCUGCUAACCAGCGACGAUGAUGAUGUCGACGAUUUUGAUGAUGAGCAAUCAAAGCAUCUGCAAAAGCCAUACUGCAUUUACUGCAACAAGAAAUUUACCAGCCAGUAUAAAUUCGAAAACCACAUGUUUGUCCAUCGGGGUUUGGCCCCAUAUCGCUGUGAGCUGUGUACCAAUCUGUAUAACAUGAAGCGCUUGCUGAUCAGGCACUAUAAAACUGUGCACAAGCGAAUGCCCACAAGGGACAUGGUCCAGGCCAAGGGCGAUAAGGUUUCCGUAGCCCGCACCAACAUCGAGAAAAUCUAUUUUGACAAGAAGAAUCCAAUGUUAAUGUGUGCCAAAUGUCCGUAUGAGUGCGAAUCAGAAGAGGAUAUGCGGAAGCAUUUGAAUGCUCAUCACGGCAUAAACGAUGGAGUGUCUGCUCAAGCCAACGAGGUGUUUAUCAUACGCAAACUACCAUUCGAAUGUCCGCGCUGCAUUAGAUCGUUUGCAGCUAAGACAAUUCUCAGCCGCCAUCUGCAGCGCAGUCACUUGGUGGAUACGAUAAUAGAGAUGCAAAUGCCGGAAACGGCGGAAACCAGCAAAGUUAUCAUGACCAUGCCAACAUCCUCGACACCGAGUUCCGGGCCAGUGAACCCGGUUCUAGAGGAUAACAAUCAAAUUGAGGUGAUGCAGACGGAUGGUGAGGCUGAGAAGAUGACAACGGAUGCUUCAGGCAAUGGCGAUGGCAAUGAAAUAACAGGCAAGGAUGAUGGAUCAGGAGAUAAAUUGGAAGCGAUGGUGCCAGAAGAAGAACUUGAUCCAGUGACACUAGACGCAGCCACAGCGGUGACCACAACAGCAAUAGCAGCAGCAAUAACAGCGGCAGCAGCAGAGACACCAUCUACAUCGUUCCAAUCACCCAUCAGAACCACAACUUCAACUACCCCAUUUACGACACCUACACAGUUUGAUUUCGAUUAUGACUUUAUGGGAGACGCAACCCAACGAAUAACACCAAAUUCCAAUCCUAUUCCCAAAUCCACCAGCAUAGAAUCUCCAACUAACAUGGUUAACGGUAGCGACAAACUUUUAACCUCCAACUUUCUGGCUACAUCGCCAGCAAAGGGAUUGCGCUCCCAUACCCGCCUUCCGCGCCUGUCUACUUACAUGUGCAAGCUGUGUAACAAGACCUUUGACGAGCUAGGCAAACUGGUCAAACACGAGAUUGAGAUGCACUCCAAUACGGAGCCAUCACGAUGGGGCUUCCAGCACAAGUGUGCCAUCUGCAAUACGACGUACCGCACGCUAACACUUCUUAAGUUCCACAUGAAGCGGCACAGCAAGGGAAAAUUGCAGUGUAAGCUUUGCCCAAAAAGCUUUGCAACUAACUUGGAGUUGGAGCGACACAUGAAGGGCAAGCAUAACAAAGAGAAGUCUUUACGAUGCUUAUUGGAUGGAUGCCGGAAGACAUUCGCCCUUAAGCACCAUUUAAUCCGUCAUCAGAAGGCAAUGCAUCUCAACACGCGAUAUAUAUGCCCAAUUUGCAACAAGGAGGUGCAAUCAAAUUUGCAUAUGAGAAAUCACAUGAGCCUACACAAGGGCGGUAUGACUUACAAGUGUCCUAAGUGCGAUCGCUCCUAUUUGCGGCAAGGCCGACUCACAAGCCAUGUUCUCAGGAUUCAUAAAAUCCGUCUGACAAGCGAAGAGAUUGAAAAAAUUUCAUCGCAGGGUGUUGAAUAUCCGCCGAACGAUCUAAAGGCAUUUAAGUUAAUGGGGACACGUAAGGAUAUGGAUGACCAAACUGAAAUUAAGGAGGAGCACACAGGUGCAGCCGAUAAUUCCAAUUAGUUUUAACUCAUGCUCUUACCAAUCAAGCAAAGUAAUCGCACAAUGUACAAAGUUUGAUAUAGUCUAAGUUCCUCUCCAUCGUUUUAACACAUCUAAUGUCUUGAAGUUUCCUCUUAAGUUGUAGAAUAAGCCCAUUGAAUUUUAUCUCCCUUAUAACAUUAGCCGAAAUACAGACAACUCAUUUAUCGGCA
Messenger RNA from Drosophila eugracilis, 4281 nucleotides. RefSeq lists its product as uncharacterized. Gene Ontology annotation, cellular component: nucleus. Lineage: Eukaryota; Metazoa; Arthropoda; Insecta; Diptera; Drosophilidae. The coding region runs from base 158 to 4090 and encodes 1310 amino acids. The record is from RefSeq and is a predicted model, not a curated record. The transcript is spliced from 13 exons. Gene Ontology annotation, molecular function: zinc ion binding; RNA polymerase II transcription regulatory region sequence-specific DNA binding; DNA-binding transcription factor activity, RNA polymerase II-specific. Gene Ontology annotation, biological process: regulation of transcription by RNA polymerase II.